AUGGCGCACAUCAAGCUAGAAGCCGCCCUUGAGACAGCCAACAAGUGGAACAUCACCAGCGUGCCACUGCUGCGCUGGCAGAGCAAGCUCAAGGGUGCCACACAGGAGUGCAACCACACUUUGCGCCGGUGCAGGCAGCGAUUACAAGAAGAGGAAGAAGUGCAGCAAGCGCUGUUCAUACCGUACUUGAGCUCAACAGCCGAGAAUGUGAAGACAAAGCUGACCCAGAUGCCAACGCAAGACUUGUGUUGGGUGUUCGAUGCUUAUUCAGUUUAUGGCUGUGAUGAACAACAGAAUAGACUUCGCACCAUGUGUUCUAAAUGGUUUCGACCAAACCCAUUUUGUUGUCAACAACAAGACCAUCCCCAUGCACAGAGCUCCUCUUCAAAAUCAUUGCCAUGUGAUAUAUACUUGGAACCAGUUUUCCAAGUGUAUUUGCUAGGACAUAUUGCACUGUCAGUUGGGAACAAUAGGCAGAGCGCAGUCAUCGAUGGCGAAAGCCAAACAAGGCCCACGAGAGACUUUCCAUAUCUGAAACUUGGAGCACACUUCUGGCCUCAUGCCUCUUUUGAAGAUUUGUCACCUACUGUCGGAGGUUCAGUGUCAGAGAUAAUCAACGAUGAAGCCAAACAAUCUGGCUUGUAUGCAAACAUUUCCUUUGAACAGCUGGGCGAGAUCACGAUGCCAAAAGCAGUAGAUUGCCUUAGUAGGAAUGUGGAGGCUACCUCAUAUCAGAUGUUGUGGAAGUCCAAGUAUGGAAGCGCAUACCUUCGGGUCGAGAAGACCUCAUGGAGAGCAACUACUAGGAAGGACAGAGUUGGAAAACGCCGUAAGCAACGGCAGGACAAGAAGGUUCCAGUUCAGGGAUGGACCGCUGCUAACAGUGAGUUCAAUAUCUCGUGGAUUGCCCACACGCCUGCCCAGUUGCAGGGCUCGAUCGUCGACUAUUGGAUUCAGAAACAAAAGCCAUCCGCACUACCGUUGUUAUUUAAAAAUAAUGCCUGCGUCCAUGAUCGUCCAAUCACGAUGUUGUCUUUGCAAGAUCACAGUUAUUUGGCAAGGAAGCUCAAGAUGUCCAGCAUGUGA
Miscanthus lutarioriparius is the source of this 1086-nucleotide messenger RNA. NCBI's taxonomy places the organism in Eukaryota, Viridiplantae, Streptophyta, Magnoliopsida, Poales, Poaceae. The record is from the annotation of a GenBank genome assembly.